Molecule: messenger RNA, 697 nt
Organism: Aspergillus alliaceus
Lineage: Eukaryota; Fungi; Ascomycota; Eurotiomycetes; Eurotiales; Aspergillaceae
Exons: 1
Coding region: 174-566 (130 amino acids)
Source: RefSeq, a predicted model, not a curated record
CUCCAGAGCCAAUUUCCCAGGGACCAAUAUAAUAUCAUAUCAGUUCUCCCUCAUUUAUACACACCUGAUUAUGCACGUAUUAUAUUGCACAUACAUAUAUAUAUGUCCAUCCACAUAUAGGUAACCCGAUAAUACCCACAGGCACAGAAAAGGACAGGGUAGUAUUCCGCCUGAUGCAAAACGCGUCUGAAUCAGCCCACCUCGUCUCGGAAUCGACUAGGAUACCGGAUACUUGCAUACGGGCGUUGCUCCACCUUCCUCAGAUAAUACUAGAAUCGAAUCCCGAGAAAAAAAAAAGAAAAAAAAAAAAAAAAAAAAAAAAGAAAAAAAAAAAAAAAAAAGGCAAUCAUGUUAAUUGCUUACUUCCCGGGCUGCCCAGCCUAGCCCUAGCUUUUCCCUUUGCUUUUGGGACAGAACAUCUAGAGUCGGCGUCGAAACACACCGGGCUGCAGAUUAGCCUUCUAGUAAAACUACCGAGUCCGGCUUAUGCCGGGCUAGAACUAUUGGAAAUUUGUGGCGUUCAUGAUAGAGGAGUAGUCCGUUCUUGUCAUAACCUCAUCAGCUAAGACUUAAGCACUGUACCUAUGUCCACUGUUAUGAAACAGGUCGGGACAAAUAUGAGUUAUUCUGUAUCAGCGUGUUUGGCCUUGGUCCUGUUUUGAGUGGCUGGGAGGACUUGGAUUCCCAUGUGGAGAAC